AUGGGGGCCAAAAAGGUUGCGUCAGCUAACCCGGCUCCUUGGGAAUCCGUGCCUGCCCAUGAGCAGCUGUUCGUCCUCAUCACCGGUGCAAACAGUGGAAUUGGCCUAGGGACAGUCCACGUCCUCAUUGACGAAUUUCUCGCUACACGCUCCCUCAGCUCGCACCUGAUUGUCAUCCCCACGACGCGAUCCGGCUCCAAGUCUCUCGAUACCAUCCGGGAACUGCGAGCGUAUGCUGCCAAAGCGGCGAGGACAUCCAAGAGCCUGGCGUCCCGCGCCGGCCCAGAGUACAAAUGGGAAGAUGCGGUUGCAAGAAUCCACAUCCUGAGCUUGUCCUUGGAUCUUUGCGACCUCCGUGCUAUCCGAGCCCUGUCAUACAGGUUGCGCUAUGAGACGGUGAGCAACCCAGAGGGUCUGGAGGGGGAAUAUCUGCGCAAUGUAAGGAUUCCUCGGUUGGACAGCAUCAUUUGCAACGCUGCCUAUGGCGGCUGGGCUGGGAUCGACUGGUUCAAGGCUAUUUGGUCCGUCCUCUCAAAGGGCAUAAUUCAGACGGCUACUUGGCCAGAGUUUAAGCUGUCGUUGCCGACGUGCAUCUUAAACGAGCGGCCAGUUUACAAUUAUCCCGUCAAACCACUGCUAGGCGAAGUAUUUUGCGCCUGCGUCUUUGGCCACUACAUGCUCGCACACAAUCUCCUCCCCCUACUGAGCAGGUCAUCCAAGAACGAGGCACCUGGCCGCAUUAUCUGGUCCAGUAGCGUCGAGGCGGUCCGACGAGUCUUUGACGUCGACGACAUGCAAUGCUUCAUGCGGCCCGAGGCAUACGAAUCGGUUAAACGACUCACCGAUCUCCUUUCCCUAAGCGCAACACUCCCCGCUGCCCAGCCAUUCUCCUCGCGCUUCCUCACCAUCGACGAUGACACCGAAGCAGCCAAAAAACAAGUCGUCAAACCAAAACUCUACCUCACUCACCCCGGCGUCGUGGCCAGUACUCUCUUCCCUGUCCCCUGGUUCUUCUUUUGGGCAUACGAGCUCGCCCUCUUAAUCAGCCGCUGGCUAGGCUCCCCCUGGCACAACGCCAACGGCUACCGCGGCGCCAAAGCCGCUGCCUGGGUCGUCCUCCAGAAUCAAGAAGCCCUUGACGAGUCCGACGCCGAGCGCAUCAAAUGGGGCAGCAGCACGGAUGCCAAACUCAUCAAUGACGUGAAGAAGACGGAGGUAGAGGGCUGGGGAUGGGAUGGGACGCCUGAGACUGCGGAUACUAUUGCCGCAGACACAGCGGUCGGUGUUUUGCGGAAAUCUGUCGGGAGGAAGAUUGGGGUCCGGGAUGCGACGGCUGAGGAUAUUGCUGAAUUCGAGGAGAUGGGGGCUAGUGUUUGGCAGCAGUUGGAGACGCUGAGGGCUCAGUGGGAGGAUAUCAUUGAACGUGACGAUGAAUAG
Molecule: messenger RNA, 1437 nt
Organism: Pochonia chlamydosporia 170
Lineage: Eukaryota; Fungi; Ascomycota; Sordariomycetes; Hypocreales; Clavicipitaceae
Product: 3-ketosteroid reductase
Exons: 3
Coding region: 1-1437 (478 amino acids)
Biological process (GO): ergosterol biosynthetic process
Cellular component (GO): mitochondrial outer membrane; endoplasmic reticulum membrane; lipid droplet
Molecular function (GO): 3-beta-hydroxysteroid 3-dehydrogenase (NADP+) activity
Source: RefSeq, a predicted model, not a curated record